Molecule: messenger RNA, 4901 nt
Organism: Nilaparvata lugens (brown planthopper)
Lineage: Eukaryota; Metazoa; Arthropoda; Insecta; Hemiptera; Delphacidae
Product: serine/threonine-protein phosphatase 1 regulatory subunit 10
Exons: 13
Coding region: 519-3869 (1116 amino acids)
Molecular function (GO): metal ion binding
Source: RefSeq, a predicted model, not a curated record
CCAUUUCGUCACGUCGUCAGAGUCAGGUCAGAAAUUGUCAGAGAAAGAACGCUCCAAAACCAGCAGAAUCAUUUUCGUUGAAAUGCUGGAUUUAUAUUUAUUAAUAUUAGUAGAAUAUUAUUAUACGCAUAUUUUCGGGUCGCCUGAAAAUUACGCAUUUUAGUGUAUAUUCGGUAUUAGUUUGUUUACAGCCACAGGCUUUUUUGAAGUUGAUAGAAUAGAAUCUGUGAAGGCAAGCCCUUUCCGAUAUGGCGGACAAGCUUAAUUAUUUUGAUGUGUCUCACUCGUUUCAAUAAUAUUGAAUAUUUCUAUUAUUCAAAUCAUAUUUUGUAGAAUUGACUCCAAAAUUUAUUAGUUUAUUAACGUAUGUUUGAUUGAAUAUUAGAAUAAUUAUCCAAUAUUAAAAGCAAUACCAAUUGCUUUGUAAGCGAACAUUCCCCGAAUGACGUGUAGGCCUAAACAAGUGAACGUGUUUCACUAGUGUAUAAGGAAAUAUUGGAUGCUAUUAGAAUUUAGAAAUGCCGCGAAUCGAUCCCUUUCAACUGCUCAAGAUUUUGAGCGUGCUGCUCGCCCCCAACGGUGGCAUCAAAAGUCGUGAUGAAGUGCAGCGAAUUGCAAGCUUGAUGUUCAAGUUUUCAAAAAAGCUUGUCAGCAAGUGCAUCUACGUGUCGAUACUCAAGGCAUCAGAACCUGAUCUCUUGAUCAUGUGGAUGUCAGCUGGUGGAUGGGAUCUCAUCUAUAAUUGGCUGAAUGAUGCUGUUGUCGCCGAAAAUUGGCCCCUCGUUAGUGAGCUAGUUGAAUUACUACUUAUUUGUCCAGUAGAUAUUGAACGAUUGAAAUCCAAUCGUUGUCCCAAACUCAUCAAAACCCUCUCCAAAAACCAGAAUGCAUCUGAAAGUGUACAACUAGCAGCUGCACAAAUUGUUAAAAAAUGGCUCGAUGUCGUAAACGAUGUGCUUAUCAAGCAGAAGACCGAUCCAACAUCUGAUAAAACCGACGGCAAUCAAGACGUAGAUGCCAGUAACGAUAACCAUGAGAUUGAAGAUGAUCAGCAGCUUCCUGUAUAUAGAAUCAUCAAACAAGACGGAAAAGAAGUAUUGACUAAAGUCUCUCCCAAAGACGGAACAAAACAAGAUAUUGAAUUAGUAAGUGUUAUUAAUGACAAUGAAAUUUCACCCAAGAAGAAUGAAGUCGAAAAAUCUGUUAAGCCGUCUGGAUUGAAAUCCAAGAAAUCAGUGAAUGAAGUUGCAUCUUCGAAAAGUAAAAAAAUUAAAGCGUUGAAUGAUGAUGAUUCGUCACAGAGUAGCUUGAGUGGAUCAGAACGUGGAGGGGAGCCUUCUUCAUUUGUACCAGCUAACAAAAGUGACCCUAAAAAAGAUCGGAGAAAAGAUAAAAUGAGACAAAUCAGGAAAGAUCCUGAUGCCGAUGAUGAAGAUUUUGUCAUUGAAGAGUAUACAGAAGAAUCCAGCCCAGUUGGAAGCAAAAAGAAGAAGAGAAUUGAAGCUAGAGACAAUAAACUGAAACCAAAGAAAAAAACAGUUCAGCCAGCAAAAACGAAAGUCACCAAUGAAUUGUCUGCUAUCAUGCCAGAGAAAACUACUAAUCCUGAUAUUAGUAAACUGGGUAGGAUACCUAAGAAAAGUGACCGUAAGAAAGAUGACAGCGAGAAAAAAAGUAAAUCAGAUAGUUUUGAUAAAAAUCAUACAAGUGACAAGCAAGAGAAGAAGGCUAACUCAAAAUCGAAAGAGACCGAUAGGGACAUCUUGAAAUCAAAGGAUAGGAAUAAAUCGCCUGAGAAGGACACCAAAUCAUCAUCUAGUGGGAAGACUGAUUCAACUGCAAAGAAAUUAUCAGAUAUUAGAAAACCUCCGCCGCCAGAAAUAAAAAAAGAUAGCAAAAAGUACAACAUCUCUGUUGAAGCGAGAAAAGUGGCACCUGGUGAAUCCCGACCAAAAACAGUAAAAACUUUCAAUUCGAAAUUCAGGUCUACUGGUCUUGAAGAAGAGAUUCCUCCGCCACCGGCUCCAAAAUCGUCCAAGAAACUAAAUCUACCUCUUCUUGAUAAAAAGCCUAUCAAGAGAGUAUCGCCAACAAAAGAAGUUCAACCACCUGAGAAGAAGGCCAAGCCGGAUACGAAUGAUGUCAAAAAGCCAUCUGCGCCUGUAACAGCCGCUGUUGCUGCUCAAAAACAGUCUCCUGUCUCCAAAACAAAGUUUCUUCAAGAGAGUGGCUCUUUCAUGGAUGCUCUCAACGCCUCUAUGAGUUCGUCUAAAGAUUCAAAGAAGAAGAAAACUAGAAGACUGAGUACUAGCAAAGAUUCUGAUAAGAAGGAAUCAACACCACCAACUUCACCCAACCACGAUGACAAGUCACCUCCAGUUACUAAACCGAAUUUUCGGUUCUACCAGGAUACUCUUGAUCAUUCUGAGGAAAUUAAGAUUGAAGUUAAAACUGAAGAUGGAAUUGAAAUUAAGAAAGAAGAUCCUGAUGAUUUAAGAAAAGAUGGGGAUUCCAAUGGAGAAAACAAUUCUCCAACUCCCGAAACGUCAGAACAGAAAGCUGCUCGUGAAGCAAGUAUCAAAAAUGAAGAGAAUCGGCAGAAAGCUGAAGGUCUUAAAGGAGUCCUUGUCUUUGCCAAACUUAGGAAAGGUCCUAAGAAGUCAGUGCAAUGGAAGACGGAGUUGAAAGCUAUCAAAUACUUUGAAGUUGAUGAAAACGAAAGAGUUAAUGUAACAAAAACAUUUGUUGAUAUGAAACAAAUGGAGAGGUAUAACGAAAGAGAAAAUUUCCAAAUUGCUCGUAAACUUGGCAACGUAGAUGUAAUGGAGGAGAAAACUAGAUGGACAGUGUUAAUUCCCAUAGAUUUGCCUGCACUGCCAGUUAUUCCUGGCAAGAACAGUAUAGAGAAGGAUGUUCAAUACGCCAGAGAAAAGUCACUGCAUCAAGCUGUGUACCCCAACAAACGAUUAAUACCGGACUCUCCAGCUGAGCCUGACCUGGAAAUUCAUGCGACGACAGAUCCAACAAUCAUUCCGUUGGAUGAUUUAAGUGGUAAUGAGGAUUCAGUGAAUGACUUUACCAAUGUGCCGUGGCCAGAGCCGAAGAUGGAGAUGUUAGCAGCAGCAGCACCACCAUGUGAGAGUGGCAUGUUACCACCGGGCAUGGGAGCCAAUGGACCCAUGGCACCAGCCGGCAACUUCAUGGGACCCAUGCCGGUCGGCCCACCCGGCUUCCCCGGCCCCCCGGGACCCAAUCAGCCAGGCAUGAUGGCGCCAAUGGCCCCUCAACCCAUGCAGUUCCCCGGCUACCCGGGACCCCCGGCAGGCCCAUUUGGCCCCCCUGGGCCUAUGAUGCCGCCAAAUGAGUGGAUGGGACCUAACCCCGAUAUGAAUGGCCCCGGUGGUACAGAGAUGUUUGGUCCUGGACCGGGAAUGUGCCCUCCGCCUGGUAUGAUGGGCCCACCUCCAGAAAUGGGAUUUGGAAUGGGUCCUCCCAUGAUGGCCGGGGGCAUGAUGGGCCCUGGACCCAUGCAGCCCGGUCCAUUCAAUAUGAAUCAGCAGCCACCCAAUAUGUUCAACGGACCCGGACCCUCAUUCCCUGGACCUGGACCCGGUGGUCCGGACCAGAACUGGAACAGUGGUGGAGGAGACGACCGCGGUAGCAAUGGCCGCGGGGGUGGUGGUGGAGGCGGGGGUGGAGGCGGCGGCCCGUGGCGCAACAGGAGGGACCGAAGAGGAGGCGAUAACCGGCGAGGAGGACGAGGAGGUGGAAACAAUUGGGGAGGUUCGAAGAGUAAUAUUCUCUGCAAUAACUUCGCAAGGUGGGGAAGCUGUAGAACAGUUAAUUGCAACUUCCGACAUCAUAACUGAAGCUGAAGUAAUAGCUAUAACAGAGUGUGGACUGAACAAUCUGUGAUAUUAGAUUUAACUCGUGAUUGAAGAGACGUCGUCCAAUAUUGGCGAUUUGAUGCAAGUGACGUCUUAAUCCUCAACAUCCUAGAACGGACAAUUAUAUUUACUAUAUCAUUGGACUAUCCGUUUCUGCGUUCCCUGUAUUUUAAACAUCUUGACAUGUCGCUUGCAUAUUUCUGCUGUCAAAGUGUUUGACUACUGUGUAGUCUGUGAUUUGUAAAUUAUUGUAAAUUAGUUCUAAAAGUGUGGCAGUGACUGGAAUUUAUCUGUGUGUAACUUUCAAUUUCACACUAAUUACAUUAAUAAUCAAUUGAUCAGUUUUCUAGAACUUUCUAAUAUGGUCUUUUGCUGUUCUGACUCUUGGGUUCUACAAGUUUCAAAAUCUAUUGAUUCACUCAACUAUUAGGAAAGUGUUAAUUGAAGUUUUAUGGUGAACAGAUAAAUCAACAAAAAUGAACAAAAACAAUUAUGUAUAAGUGUCACUGUAGAAACUCUUUUUCUCAAUCUGUUGUUACUGUGUGUAAGUAUUAUUGAUAGGAAACUAAAGACUCAUUUGUUCGACAAAUUAGAAUUGUAUAGUUUUCUCAGUUUAUAUACUAUUUAGUUUGAUAUUCAAGGUUUUGCUUUUCUGAUAUUACUAGAAAAUAGUAAUGUCUUCAAGUUUUUUCCGACUAAACAGUUCACUCUCACCAUCCUUACGAUGAAUGACAUACCGUAUUUGAAAAUAACUAGCUGGUAUUGUUUUGUAAUUAUAAAUUUUAUUUACUAGUAACAGGAAAUUCGAUAAAAUUUUACUUUGAGAGUGCAAUUUAAUUUAACUUAGAUUAAUUUGAAACAGAAAUAAACUAUUCUACAAAUUAGACCUUAUCAAUUUGAUUUCUAUGUUGUAUUAUCUCAUUUAAAACUUAUUAAAAUCAUUGAACUUCAUUACCAUAUUAUGCAUUGUAUAUACAAUCAUCCAAGAAUGAUUGAACUCAUAAGUAUUGUAAC